Molecule: messenger RNA, 11831 nt
Organism: Sus scrofa (pig)
Lineage: Eukaryota; Metazoa; Chordata; Mammalia; Artiodactyla; Suidae
Source: RefSeq, a predicted model, not a curated record
ACCCGGAGGGGAUGGGGGUGGAGGAGAAUGGGGACGGGAAAUAGGUUCUGUGUGCUCUCCCGGGGUAUUGUGUCAGGAGAUGCAGCCUGGCUACCAUGUGACGCGGUCCAGAGCUGAAGGGAUUGGCCGAGGCAGCGCAGGCGGUGCAGCUCGGCCGGCUUGCUGUUCUCUCCCUUUCUCUCGCAGCAUCUUCCUGGGAGCCUGUAGGUGAAGCAGCACCAGCAGCAUCCAUGGCCUAUCUUUGGGGUUAACACUUGUCUCCUUUGGCUUCAGCAGCGGACAGAGAAGAUCUCUGGGCGGCAGCAGCGUUGUGAACACUUGGCUGGGACACGGAAUCGUAUCCUCCUGUGUUUUUUCAGACUCUUUGGAAAUUAAGGAAUGCAAUUCUGCCACCAUGAUGGAAGGAUUGAAAAAACGUACAAGGAAGGCCUUUGGAAUACGGAAGAAAGAAAAGGACACUGAUUCUACAGGUUCACCCGAUAGAGAUGGAAUUCAGGGGAAAAAAAAGACCCAGAAGACUCAGCUUCUCCUCACCUCUUGCUUCUGGCUCAGAGCCCUCUCGUUAACUCUGUCCCAGCAGCCCAGCCCACAUGAACCACCCUACAAUAACAAAGCAGAGUGCGCGCGUGAAGGAGGAAAAAAAGUUUCGAAGAAAAGCAAUGGGGCACCAAAUGGAUUUUAUGCGGAAAUUGAUUGGGAAAGAUAUAACUCACCUGAGCUGGAUGAAGAAGGCUACAGCAUCAGACCUGAGGAACCCGGCUCUACCAAAGGAAAGCACUUUUAUUCCUCAAGCGAGUCGGAAGAGGAAGAAGAAUCGCACAAGAAGUUUAAUAUCAAGAUUAAGCCAUUGCAAUCUAAAGACAUUCUUAAGAACGCUGCAACUGUAGAUGAACUGAAGGCCUCAAUAGGCAACAUUGCACUUUCUCCAUCACCGGUGAGGAAAAGUCCGAGGCGCAGCCCGGGUGCAAUUAAAAGGAACUUAUCCAGUGAAGAAGUGGCGAGACCUAGGCGUUCCACUCCAACUCCAGAACUCAUAAGCAAGAAACCUCCAGAUGACACGAUGGCGCUCGCUCCCCUCUUUGGCCCACCAUUAGAAUCAGCUUUUGAUGAACAGAAGACAGAAGUUCUUUUAGAUCAGCCUGAGAUAUGGGGUCCAGGCCAACCAAUUAAUCCCAGCACGGAGUCGCCAAAGUUAACAAGGCCCUUUCCCACUGGAACACCUCCACCACUGCCUCCAAAAAACGUACCAGCCACCCCACCCCGAACAGGCUCCCCUUUAACCACUGGACCAGGAAAUGACCAGUCAGCCACAGAGGUCAAAAUUGAAAAACUACCAUCAAUCAAUGACUUGGACAGCAUUUUUGGCCCAGUGUUGUCCCCCAAGUCUGUUGCUGUUAACGCUGAAGAUAAGUGGGUCCAAUUUUCUGACACAUCCCCGGAACGUGUUACUCCAGAGUUGACUCCAAGGGAAAAGGUGGCGUCCCCACCAGCUGCAUCAGACAACCCAGCCGACUCCCCAGCUCCCGGCCCCCCGGCUCCCCCUGGCCCGCCAGGCCCCCCAGGACCUCCGGGUCCGCCUCGCAAUGUACCAUCGCCGCUCAAUUUAGAAGAGGUCCAGAAGAAAGUGGCCGAGCAGACCUUCAUUAAAGAUGAUUACUUAGAAACAAUCUCCUCUCCGAAAGAUUUUGGGUUGGGACAGAGAGCAACGCCGCCUCCCCCACCCCCACCCACCUACAGGACUGUGGUUUCGUCGCCCGGACCCGGCUCGGGCAGUGGUACGGGGACCACCAGUGGUGCAUCGUCCCCUGCUCGGCCAGCCACCCCCUUGGUUCCUUGCAGCAGCACCACCCCACCUCCUCCACCUCCCCGGCCUCCAUCUCGGCCAAAGCUACCUCCAGGGAAGCCUGGAGUUGGAGAUGUGCCCCGACCUUUCAGCCCUCCCAUCCAUUCUUCCAGCCCUCCUCCGAUAGCACCACUAGCCCGGGCUGAAAGCACUUCUUCAAUAUCAUCCACCAAUUCCUUGAGUGCAGCCACCACUCCCACAGUUGUGUCAGAAGAUGAUGUUUUUUAUGACAAACUGCCCUCGUUUGAAAGGCGCUGUGAAACGCCUGCAGGUUCUUCCAGGGGACCCAGCCCCCUAACCAUGGGAGCCCAGGACACCCUCCCUGUUGCAGCAGCAUUUACAGAAACGGUCAAUGCCUACUUCAAAGGAGCAGAUCCAAGCAAAUGUAUCGUGAAGAUUACUGGAGAAAUGGUGUUGUCCUUUCCUGCCGGCAUCACCAGACACUUUGCCAACAACCCAUCACCAGCUGCUCUGACUUUCCGGGUGAUAAAUUUCAGCAGGUUAGAACACGUCCUGCCAAAUCCCCAACUUCUCUGCUGUGAUAAUACCCAAAAUGAAGCCAAUACCAAGGAGUUCUGGGUAAACAUGCCAAAUUUGAUGACUCACCUCAAGAAAGUAUCAGAACAAAAACCCCAGGCUACAUAUUAUAAUGUGGACAUGCUCAAAUAUCAGGUGUCGGCCCAGGGCAUUCAGUCCACGCCUCUGAACCUGGCAGUGAACUGGCGGUGUGAGCCGGCAAGCACCGACCUGCGCAUAGAUUACAAGUACAACACAGACGCAAUGACCACGGCUGUGGCCCUCAACAACGUGCAGUUCCUGGUUCCUGUAGACGGAGGGGUGACCAAGCUCCAGGCGGUGCUCCCACCAGCAGUCUGGAAUGCUGAACAACAAAGAAUAUUGUGGAAGAUUCCCGAUAUUUCUCAGAAGUCAGAAAAUGGAGGGGUGGGUUCUUUAUUGGCAAGAUUUCAGUUAUCUGAAGGCCCAAGCAAACCUUCCCCAUUGGUUGUGCAGUUUACAAGUGAAGGAAGCACCCUUUCUGGCUGUGACAUUGAACUUGUUGGAGCAGGGUAUAGAUUUUCACUCAUCAAGAAAAGAUUUGCUGCAGGAAAAUACUUGGCAGAUAACUAAUAAAUCUUAUGCAAGGAUUUGGAGGAUUCCGAUAAUGGAGAACUGUUGUAUGAGAAACAGGUUUUAAUUUUGGUUUGGUGAAAACAAACCAAAAUCUGCACUUGGGAUAUAUCUGCUAGAAAUGUCAUUGACUUUCAGCACAGAUUUCCCUCACACAAUACCUUGACGACCAGUCCUACAGUAUUUACUUCUAGGUGUAAUAUUGUUAAUGGUUUUAAAAUGUAAUUAUUGUAUUUGUAAAUUGUACUCAUUCCAGUAAGGCAGUUAGAUACUUUGAGUUUUAGCAUUUUACCAUUCCUGAAAUGGAUGUAAUUUAAACUGUGGUAUGUAAAUUUAAUAGUAGUCCUGUUGAAUGGCACAAUGCUUACAGAGGUAGAUUGCAUUUUGUCAAUAUAUAAAAUUUAAAUAUAAUAUUGAUCGCUGUCAUAACGGGGGUGCCACGCACAAAGAGAAUUAAGUGGAACCAGGAAAAAAAAAAAGUCCUUUUCUUCAGUCCUUAGUAUGUUUUACUCUAGUGCUAAAUACAAAUUCUAUCUUCACAUGUUUAGUGGGUUAAAUUCAGAAACUAUUUCAGACAAAAAAAAAAAAAUGCUAAGGUUGCAGCAUAUUCAAAGAAAAGCAUUAAUUACCACUUUUUAAAAAGCUUUUUUUUCAAACCGCAAAUUUCAUAAAAAUGCAAACUGUGUAAACAAGGCCUCUUAUUUUUAUAACUUGUGUAAAAAGGGAAAGCAAUUCAUAUUUAAAGUUUAAGUAUAUGAAAUUAUAAACAAGAGGAAAGAAGACAUUGAAGUCUUAACUACUUCCCCAUCUCUCCACAGUCUAGCCAAGGUGGGAGAUUACUGAAUGAUCAGACCAAAACCAAAACUGUGAUUUUAAAAUUUCAAGAAUUUCCAUAGUUGAGCCGGUUAACAACUUCUGCACUACAACUCUAAACAGAGGCUGUCCCAUCCAGCCUGGAGAAUGGUACUAAGUAUCUUUCUCGUUACCCAAAGGAAUCAAAACAUUGAGUCUAAAAAUCCCAGAAAAAAUGAUUUUUAGUCCCCUAUUUAAAUCCAGAUGGAGAAUUUUAAUUGUCAUUAUUUAUAUCAUUUGAGAACGAAAAAAAAAACAAGCUUUAUAAAUGAAAUUCUAACCAUAUUAUUGUGCAAUAAAUUUCCUUUUGGAUGAGAUUCAUUGUAUGUAACUAUAAAUCUUUGCCAUUCUUGGGGAGUCAAAAAGAGAGUUAUUAAAAAUGUAUGUUAUGAUUUCAUUGUUGCAAGGUAUAAUAAAAACGGUAAUUACUCAGUCUGGCCUCAUAAUAUGAAAAUUCAGAAUGAUGAAGCAUUUCUUCAGGGGUCCCAGUUGUAAAACCUUCUUCCAUUCCAAUCUGAACAUGUGAUUCAUCUUUUAAUCAUCGAACCUAAACAGAAAAACUAAUUCUUAGUCUAGAUUAUACUAUUAAAUAACUGUAAUUAUUUAUUAUUAUAUUUAUCACUAGUUACUAAAUUUUAUUUUACAUUCACUCAUAUUCGACAAAGAAAAUUUAGCCCCUUUAAAUUUUAGAAUCAAAUUAAAUUUUCUAAGUCUUACUUUUAAAAUGAGAUCGUGACUGGCAAUUGUUCAUAGUGGAACUUUUAAAAUUAAUAUUUGUACUUCUCAAUCAGUGCUUGCUAUCAAGAGAAUGUUCAAAUGCCCGGUUUUACCUUAGAAGAAUUCUUACUCUUCAAACGAAUUCUCGAUUGGCUCCCCAAACAGUCUGGUAUUGAAGUUUUUUGAGCAAAUAACUAAUAGACUCAUUUUAAGUAAAGAUCAAUUUGAUUUUGAAACCAAAGUAGAAAAUGCAAACUUUUAAAUCCCAUGAAGCACGGGAAUAGUUCAAACACUGAAUCCAAUGAAGAGAUGGAGAGUAAGAAGCAGAAAAUUGAGAAUUAUCCAGCAUAUGAAUAUAAAAACAUGUUUUUAAGAAAUGGGUUCAUAAAAAACCAUAUUAAAUAUUAACACAAAUCACAUAUUAAAAGUGUGUAAAUAUUGGGAGUUCCCAUCGUGGCUCAGUGGUUAACGAAUCUGACUAGGAACCAUGAGGUUGCAGGUUCCAUCCCUGGCCUUGCUCAGUGGGUUAAGGAUCCGGUGUUGCCAAGAGCUGUGGUGUAGGUCGCAGACGCUGCAGGUCUGAUUAGACCCCUAGCCUGGGAACCUACAUAUGCUGCAGGAGCGGCCCUAGAAAAGGCAAAAAGACAAAAAAAUAAAUAAAAAUAAAAACGUGUAAAUAUUACUGGUGCUCAUGUCUUGCUUAUUAUAAUUUUAUUUUAUUUUAAAUAGUUCUAGGGCAAAUUAGUAAUUAAAUACAGUGUUUUUCUUUCCAAAGAAUAAUUUUGUUGAUAUUAUAAAAUAUAAUUCAAACGAUAAAUUGCAAUGAUCUCUAACAUUAUUCAAAUGUUUCUAGGAACUAAAUUUGAAACUAUGAAGAUAUCCUCUGAUUCCAUAAUUGGUCUUUAUGAAACAGAAUGGAAGUUGGUGAUUUCGAAGUUAUUAAUUUUUAUAAUAAUUAUUAUUAUUGAAUAACCAGAAAAAUCUCAGUAGAUAUUAUAUACCCUGUCUUCUUUCAGAAAAUAGGUCAAAUAAUAACACAAUAAACUCACAUCAGGUAUUUAGGUUUUAGUGGGGUUUUUUUUAAUCUUGUAGUUUAUAAUAUCCUGUUACUCCUAUAUCCACAGUACUGUAUGAUAAGAAUUCGUGUUAGGAAAAAUGAUCCUAGACAAUACAAUUCUAAAAGAAACAUUAAGACAGAUUCAUUUUGAAUUCCUAAAACAAAACAAAAUUGACUAGUAGAUAUUAAGAUUUUCAAUACCAGGGUUAAAAUAUAAACAAAGGAUUCCCAUUAAUCAGAACACCAUUUCCCUAGACUUCUGAUUUUAAAAGAUUCUACUCUAACAAGAUGGAAAGUAUGAAUGAUACUGCUUUAUUUUGGCAACAUGGAAAAUGUUUUUUCAAAUAAAUUCAUUUUUGUGUUUUUUAAAAAUAAAUUACUUGUUAUGAAUUAGUCUGAAUUUUAUCAUAAUUGGAACAUUCAAUUCCAAAGAAUGAAAUUUGUUAUUAUUUUUAAAGCUCCAUUCUUCCUUACACCUAUAGCCAAAAUGAAAAUUUACUGUAUGGUAUGUGGGAAUACAUUUCACCUGUAAAGAAAGAAUGUCCACAUUUCAAAUAGUUUUGAGGGAAUUGAGAGGAACCCUCCCCCUAGAAAGUCAAACUACAAUUGUUUUAUUUUUGUUUUAUGUAUUUUUACUCAAUCUCAAUCUACAAAGUGUUUGAGGCCAUAAUUCCUUAUGUUUCCAUUUGCAAAGAAUCGUAGUAACUGCAUUAGCUCUACCACUGAUUCCUGCUCUGUGACCUGGGACAAAUCAUAGCCCUUUUCAGGUUCUCAUCUUUAUUAUUAUUUUUUUAGGUUGUACAUUAUUUUUUCUAUUGUACAAAAAACUCAAGAUAAUAUUUUAUUUAACUGGUACUUCCAUUUACAUUUUUUAUUGUAGUUGAUUUACAGUGUUCUGCCAAUUUCUGCUGUACAGCAAAGUGACCCAUUUAUAAACAUCCUUUUUCUCACAUUAUGCUCCACUCUGAUCCAUGACGAUUGAUUGGAUAUAGUUCCCUGUGCCAUACAGCAUGAUCCCAUUGCCUAUCCACUCCAAACGCAAGCAUAAUAACACAUCAGUGAUCUAUAAAGCUUCUCCCACCUCAGAAGUUUCCAUCAUUCUACCCGACUCAGAAAGAUCCAACCUCGGAGGCUUUACAAAGAAGCUUGUACAAUCAGUAGUUGAUAUACAAUAAGAAUUGAUAUUCACUUGAGUGCUUACCGUGGGCCAGUCGCUGUAGCUAUUAACUCAUUUAAUCUUUAUAUCAACCCCCAAAUUGUAGAUAUUCUUUUUAAUUCCUGUUUUACAAAUGGUGACAUUGAGGCUUAGAUGGAUUAAUUAAUUUGCUCAAAGUAUAGGGCAGCUAGAAGUAACCCCAUUGUCUUGAUGGCAGUGGAAGCCCUUGACCUGUUUUAUAUGUUCAUUCUGCGGAAUGAACUCUUCUGUUUCAUUUUAUUACACAUAUUCCAUUGAACAUCCAGUUAAAAGGUGCUAUGAAAAAUUAAUAUCAAAAGAAGGAUAGUUCCAAAAGCAAAAUUGUUGGAAAAGGGUAUGUUUCUCAGAGCAUGAUUUGUGGACUACUUGUAGUAUCAUUUAUUUAACACAGGCAAUGAAUUUGGUUUAGUCACCACUACAUUCCCAGAGCCUAGAAGAGAGUUAGACAUCAAUAAAUUCAUACUGAAUGAAUAAAUCUGUAGGGAUGGGGUUUAGGAAUAUGUAUUUUAACAAGCACCCGAAAUUUGAGACUCACUGCCCUAGUAGAUCUCUCAAAUACUUUCUAGGUCUGACAUUUUAUCAGAUUUUUGACAUUAAAUUAUCCCUUGAAUACCAUUUUUCUAGUAAGCUUAUUUUUUCAUUCAGUCUCUUUAGCUUCCUCUAAUCUUAAAGAGGGGGGACUCAUUAGGGGGUGAUUUCUCUAGGAAAUUCCCUCUUUUCCUUAGAGUUCUGCUAUGCUAUUUCAGUCUCAAAGUGGACUGAAAUGCAUUCUCUCAUUUUCACAGUUCUGUCCUUUUCAUCAAUGUCUUAAAAGAUUAAAAGAAGUAAGGCAGUUGUAAGCUGUCAUUCCUUCCAAAUACAACGUCCUAAAAAAUGGCUCCUUCCUUGCAAGGAACACAGACAUCUACCUUGUGGGUUUAGACUGUUUAUUUUGCAGGCUUUUGAACUGAACGCUUCAGAAGCCUGGACUAGUAUCAUUUCAAAAGGGUUGCACCAAUCGUUUUCAUCUGUGCAUUUUUUUCUCAAAAAAACAGUCUGUCAGUUAAAGUUGAAUGACAGAGUGAAAUGUGCAGAUAUCUAUUACAGAGAUAUAUUUCUGGUUUGUUCACUUGUUCAUUUGCUUAAACUUUCUUUUUCCCAAAAGAUUAUGCAUUGAAGCAUAUACCAUUCAAUCUAAAUGUAUUCGUUUUGCUACAUGGUUUUCUGAUCAAGCAGGUUUUUUUUAAAUGGAAGCAUAAUUUUUAUGAUAUCAAAAUGGAGGUGAUCUCUUAACAUUGCUGUAAAAGUUAAUCUGUCAGCAUGUUUCCUUAAAAUGAGUCAAAUUAAAUUGUUGAUAUGAUUGAACAAAUCAGUCCUUAUACUAGUUAAAGAGGCUUUUCUGAUGACCCACCCCACCCCCUUUACUGCGUGAACUUCUCUCUGGUUUUUAUUGUAUUUUCCUGAUCCUUCCAUUUUUUCUUUGGCAAGCAGUAUUUAAAUACCAUUUGCUCAUUCAUGAAUCAAAUAUGGCUGCCAUCGCAUCACCUUUUGUCCAUAGAAUGUACAGAGGGAACAUGAGAUAGGAGUGCAAUGUUUAAGUCUCCAAAUAUUAAAAACAAACAACAAACCCACUAGCAUUUCUCUUGCUUUGAUGUUCUGGCAUCUUCUUUAGGCCAGAGCUGCAUUUGUAAUACCUAACUGAAUCCAAAUGUCCUUGAAAGAAUGUCAAAUUUGAGAGUCUAUUGAGUUGACCAGCGCCAGACCUCUCGAUUAUCCCUCAGGUUUAAUAUCUGAUUUCUACCCAAAAUGAGUAUUUCUAGGAGAGAAAGUCACAUCCUUGUUCACAUUCACCAUGGGUGUGAUCAGUUCUUCUCCAAAUUCCAUUUUUCCUUUGAUUUAUUGCUAAUUGUCUCCUUCUAUCCCUAGGGUAGCACGUUGCCUGUUUUAAAUACAUCUUUAACCUUAUAAGAAAAGAUGUUUUGGAAGUUCUCUGUGGCACAGCAGGUUAAGGAUCUGGUGUUGCUGAAGUUGUAACUGAGGCUCGGGUUUGAUCCCUGACCCAGGAAGUUCCACCUGCUUUGAGUGUGGCCAAAAAAAAAAACACAAAACAAAAGAUGUUCCAAUGAAAAGCAAAUAUAUGUUUAUGUGUCCCUUAAUUGGUGAAUGAAAAUAAGUAAAGGAUACUUCUACUGCAUUCACCUGUAUUCCAGUCUUUUCCAAGUCAUGUUCAGGACCACUGGUUCUGGGAAAUAUUCACUGCGAUCUGAGACCAAAUGAUCCUACCCAUGCUCCCCACUUCUUGGGCAUUGACAAUAAAUGUUAGCAUUUUAAUGAAACUGAAGAAGCUUUUGGAUCAGGAAAACAUUUUUUUUCUAAACACACCUCGAAGAAACUUAAGAAAAGUUUUCUUUUAACACAGUUUACAUAGCUUUCAGCGACUUCAGACAAUAUAACCAGGAAUGCUUUGGAAAGAUGCUUCUGGGUUUUUGUUUGAACUCUAAGAGGAAUAUCUGCCACUUUAAAUAAACUAGUAUCUACUUUAAAUGUCAUUAGUAUAUCUUAAUGAAUUUAACUUAAUCACCUAAAAUAUUCAAAACAAAACAAUGACAUUGUUUUAAUAUUUUAAUAUUUAUUUUUAAGAUCUGCACCUAUGACCAGCACAUCAGGCUGCUAUCUGUGGCAGAUGGUCGAAAUUCUUUGCAGAAUGGAAUUAAUACUAGUGAACAAUCUUUAUAAUACUUUGAACAUUUUAAGAAAUUGAAUCAUGAUAGACUGAUGCUGACACUUUUUUUACAUAAUCUUGUUAGAAAGUACACUUUAAAAUUCAGUUAAAUCUGAGAGAAACGCACUGUUUGGAUUAGAUUUUGAAGGUUUUACUCUAUUAAUGAGCAUCAGAUAGUUCUUUUUUGCUUUGCUUUAUUUUGCAAAUCAAUCUUUUUAUAAAAAACAAAUAAAUCAGCAAAGUUUUUGUAAAAAUUCCUGGGUAGGAGUUCCUGUUGUGGCUUAGUGGUAACAAACCCAACUAGUAUCCAUGAGGACACAGGUUCAAUCCCUGGCCCUACUCGAUGGGUUAAGGAUCUGGCAUUGCCGUGAGCUGUGGUGCAGGUUGCAGACACGGCACAGAUCCCCUGUUGCUUAUGGCUGUGGUGUAGGUCGGCAGCUGUAGCUCCAAUUCGACCCCUAGCCUGAGAAUUUCCAUGUGCCAUGGGUGGGGCCCUAAAAAGAAAAACAUAAAUAAAUAAAUAAAUAAAUAUUCCUGGGUAAACUGUCUGUUAUCAGAUAGAAAAGAAUAAAGCUGAAUCACUGUACAUUUCCCUAAAUAUAGUUCAAUUUUUAGUUCAUUCAUAGUUUGUGAAUCAGUUGAUGGAUAACAAGCCAUUUAUCAUUUUAGAUUAUUCCAUUGAAUGAGUACAGCCUGCAAACAUUAACUCCAUGUCACUUAUUCAGUAUUAUUCCAUUGGCAUUUUCUUUUCUUUUUUGGCAAAACAAAUUUUUAAUGUUAUUCACACAUCGUUACCCUAAAAAAAUUUUUUUCUUUUUAGGGCCACACUUGUAGCAUAUGGAAGUUCCCAGACUAGGGGUUGAAUCAAAACUGCAGCUGCCAGCCUACACCGUGGAAAUGCAGGAGCUGAGCCACGUCUGAGACCCACACCACAGCUCACUCCAACACUGGAUCCUUAACCCAAUGAGUGAGGCCAGAGAUUGAACCCACCUCCUCAUGGAUACUAGUUGGGCUCAUAACCCGCUGAGCCACAAUGAGAACUCCUAAGAUAUUGUAAAUAACACACCUAACGACUACCACUAGGAUUAUCUUCCCAAAGUCCAAAGUUGUUUCUUUUCCUUAUGAGAUGCUAGGAUGAUCAAUUUGAUAGCUGUGAUUUUUCAGGUCAGUAUUUAGUUCUUGCUUUGUUAAAUGGAUAUGCAUGAGAGGGACUGACUCCCGUUUGAUCUCUUUCUCUGUGGAAACAUUGCCACCGAAUAAUUAAGUGUUCUUUAAAAAGUCAAGUGUUGGUAUGAUGAUAUGUUAAUCUAUGAGCAGGGCUUAUGACAGGCCAAGCAGUCAUUUAUAGAAUUGGCUUUUUAAACUGUAAGAAUAGCGUUGGGUUUCAAUAUUCAAAAAAAAUUUUUUUUCACUUUGUAUAGGGAAAGAUCUGUAUGAAAGAGACGAUCAAAAUUUAAUCUUCAUCCCUCCUAAGUGGCAGUGUAAGGCAUUGUGGGUUUCAGUUUUUGUUUUUUUGUUUUUUGGGGUUUUUUUGCACUUUAACAAGGAGAGAAACUAGGAAAAGAAGUUCAGAGAAAUUUUGCUGUGUUUCUAAAGGUAAUAAAAUUCAGCCAAUUGUCUUUCUUUAGGAAAAUGCUAUUAAUGUAUACUUUGAGUUGGUAGCACCUUUUAUUUAGAGUUGUCCAUGAUCUUUGUAGCAAAAAAGAAACAAUGUCUUUUUGACCUGGGGUGGAGUACAUAUUUUCACAAAAUAUAUUGAGCAUUAAAUAUUUAUAAAAAGAAUUGUGGACGAAAAUACUCGAGUACACUUUUAAAAAUUAGUUAAAAUGUUGAUGGCUGGCUCUUUUUCCUACAUGUGUAAUUCAACAGAGAAUCCUUUAUUCUCAUAGCCAUUAUUGCUUUGUCUGUGAUGAAAUCUUUACUGCUUCUGUGCUGUGCUCAAGAAAAAACCAGCAAAAGAAGCAAGGGCCUGUUCCUUCACAGAACUGCCCAAAGCUCUCUGUUGAGCAAUGGUGAGAUGAAUGUGUAAUAUUGAUUCAGUAAAGAAAAUCAUGAGAACAUUUUAAUGUUACUUGCCUUAUAGGUUAGAAAAGGUGUAUAUAUCUUUUUUUGGUAAAUAAUGAUUUUUUUACAAAUGUUUUUUUCCUUCAUAAUUUUCCCAAUCACCCAUUUCACAAAAUCCUGAAUAUGCAAUUAUUUACCGUGGCACAUUACUGCAACUAGGGUUCCCAUUUCUGGACAAAGUUUAAUUAUAUGUGAGAACAAGAUGAAAUAUCUAAGUUGUUAUUUAAAUGUGAUUUUUUUUUCCUGGAAAAUAAAUGAAAAACAUAAAAAUGAA